This is a messenger RNA of Colius striatus (speckled mousebird), 1472 nucleotides long. RefSeq names its product forkhead box D1 (gene FOXD1). The record is from RefSeq and is a predicted model, not a curated record. Gene Ontology annotation, biological process: regulation of transcription by RNA polymerase II; cell differentiation; anatomical structure morphogenesis. Gene Ontology annotation, molecular function: DNA-binding transcription factor activity, RNA polymerase II-specific; RNA polymerase II cis-regulatory region sequence-specific DNA binding. Lineage: Eukaryota; Metazoa; Chordata; Aves; Coliiformes; Coliidae. Bases 95 to 1369 code for a protein of 424 amino acids. The transcript has 2 exons.
GCGGCGGUGGAGAGGGCGUCCGCACGCCCUCCCGUCCGCCCCGCCGCGCCGCGCAGCGCCGGUCUCCACCGAUGCGCUGCACCGCGGCCGCGCCAUGACCCUGAGCUCGGAGAUGUCCGAGGCGUCGGCGCUUGCUGAGGAGACCGACAUCGAUGUGGUGGGCGAGGAGGACGACGACGACGACGACGAGGAGCCGCAGCCCCGCCGCCGCCGCCGCUCCUACACCGAGGAGGAAGAUGAGGACGAGGACGAAGAAGAGGACGAAGAUGAUGUGGGCGACCUCCACGACGACUCCCUGCUGCCGCGGUCGCCAGUGAGCGGCGGAGGCGGUGGUGGUGGUGGCGGCGGCGGCGGCGGCGGCGGGGCGGGCAGCGGGGCCAGUGCCGGCGGCUCUCGGUCCCCCUCGCGGGGCGGCCCACAGAAAUUGGCAGCGGGCGGCGGCGAGGCAGGCGGCGGCGGAGCAAGCAGCGGCGGCAAGAACAGCUUGGUGAAGCCACCCUACUCCUACAUCGCCCUUAUCACCAUGGCCAUCCUGCAGAGUCCCAAGAAGCGGCUGACGCUGAGUGAAAUCUGCGAGUUCAUCAGCGGGCGCUUCCCUUACUACCGGGAGAAGUUCCCCGCCUGGCAGAACAGCAUCCGCCACAACCUCUCUCUCAACGACUGCUUCGUCAAGAUCCCCCGGGAGCCCGGCAACCCGGGCAAGGGCAACUACUGGACGCUGGACCCCGAGUCAGCCGACAUGUUCGACAACGGGAGCUUCCUGCGCCGCCGAAAGCGCUUCAAGCGACAGCAACUCCCAGCUCCAGAACUGCUGCUGCGCGCCGUGGAUCCCACCGCCUUCCUCCCGCAGCCCCCGCCCCAGCCCCCGCAGCAGCCGCCCUGCACCUACGGACCCUACGGCUGCGGCUACGGCCUCCAGCUCCAGCCCUACCACCCCCAUUCGGCCCUCUUCGCCUUCCACCACCCCUCCCCGCCACCCCGCCAGUCCCCCGCCGCCCCCAGCAACGGCCCCGGCGCGGCGCUACCCCCUGCCGCCGCCGCCGCCGCGCCGCCGGGCCCCUUGCUGCCGGCGGCGGAGCUGGCACGGACGCCCUUCGGCUACGCGCACCCGCUGGGCCCGGCGCUGGCAGCCUCGCUGCACGCCACCAAACCCGGCAGCGGCGCGGCGCUGGCCCGCUCGCCCUUCUCCAUCGAGAGCAUCAUCGGGGGGGGGCCCGGCCCCGGCCCCGGCGCGAGCAGCAGCUGCGCCUCGCAGUCGGCUGCGGCGCCGGGGCUGGCCCGCUCGCUGGGGAGUGCCGGGGGCGGCCUGGCCCCCGCCGCCGCCCUGCCCGCCGCCCCCGGCUUCACGGCCCGGAUCUCUAACUGUUAAGGGUUUGGGAGUCUUUCCGAAGUUUGUUACCAGCGGCUCCUCAGCGAAGUUUCACCCUCUUCCAGUUCGGCCGCACGCCGGGCCGCACGCAUCAGCAGGACCC